AUGGGACGACUUCAAGUUGCCGAGAAGAAGUUCCACUUCGGCUACCGAGUCUUCUACAACUUGUUCCGGCUUUUCCCGUUGCUCUACUCGAACCUCGAACUUGGCCUCCUUUUCACCGUCCUCACCGUCGCCGCUGCCGUCGGAAGUGAGCAAUUUUUCGAUUUGUAGCAAAUUUGGUCGAGUUUUGAAGGAUGGAGAGUAGAAAAUAUCAUUUUAUUCAGCAAGAAGUUUCUCGUGUUAUCAUCAUUUUGAUGAAUUUUUGGGUAGGUAGCUCUUUAAAAAAGAGUGUUUCGCUCAAAACGAAAUAAAAUCCAAUAUUUCGCGUUCCAUCUUCAAAAAUCCAUCGUUUUUUCGAAGGAAAAAAUUGGCAAAAAUGAAUUGCUCCGGAGAGGACUCGAACCAGCACUAUUGGUUCUAUAGCGCUAGGCUCUCUAGCCACUACACCACGCCACCUGCUGGCAGCUGGAGCGUGCCGCUGCAAUAGAUUCCCUCCCUUCACUUAAUGCAUUUUCAAAUUUUGAGGCGCCAUAACUCGACUAGAACCAAAAAAAAAAACUUAUUCUCAAUUUCUAUGGGAUCAGGAUGUUAGAAAGUAGCUAUAUACCAAGUUUCAUCAAAUUCCAAUAUCUCGACCUUUUGCACAAUGUGUGAAAUUUGGCCGCUGUAAAUUUCUGAGAUGGAAAUAUUAUCGACUUUCUCUGAAAUUUCAAAAUGUAUUGCUCCUUCAGAUGAGAUCGUGAACUAUAAAACUGGAAAGAUCCCCGGAAAAUUCUACCUGUACCUGUUGGAACGAGACGAGGGCAAGUUCUGGCACGAGUUCUGGAUCGCCUCCUUGGCCUACCUGGGCCUUUGUCUGGUGAUUUUUCUUCCUCUCAAGCUUUGAAAAAGAGAACUUUAGCUGUACGCGACCCUGACGUUCUUCUCGUGGUGUCUGUACCUGGUGUUGCGCAGGAAUUUGGUCAGAUCCCUUCACAAGUUGUACUACAGCCGCAACUUGUACUACAAGCUCAAUGGGAUCGACAACGAGGGGAUCGAUAAUCCGUUAGUUUCGUAUUAAUCAGUAUUGCUCAGCUUGGACCUUGGUAACGCUAUCCGGAAGUACUAUAGCAUUUCUAGGGACCACUAUAGUAGCGUCAGAACCCUUAAGAGACCCCUAGAAGUGCUCAGAAGAGCAAUUGUUGUUGCCGUAAAGGUCGUGAAUGCACGUCGCUGAGUUAAAGCUUUGAUUAAAAGCAAACCCGACUCGAAACGACUUGCGCGGUGAGGCAUAGAACAGCACUAGAGCAAGAUAAUGAAUUUCUGAAGACCGCGACGCUCUGAGCCAUUCCAAAUGCGACCAACUCGGCAGAUACCUCGGCCCGGUGCAACCCCCAGAAGUGCUCUCUUUUUCCCAUCUUUUGCACUUUGCAAGUGAUAGUGACAACCCGUAACAUUUUCGAGUCUUUUUCGUGCGAAAGGAGAGGCUGCACAGUGCUGACCACGAAAUUCAACUUGCAUGGGAAAAAAAAUUUAAUUUCAACGGGGCUUAACCUAUUCCCAUUGGGCGCAAAUACGGUGCGGGAAGUAAGCUAUUACGAUAGCAGGAGUUUCCAUUUAAUUUUAAAAUAUCUACCAAAUAAAACUUUAGAAUUGAAUUUGAGAAAAUUACAGAUUUUAGAUUCGCUUUUUUCGCUCGAUUUCUCCCCUGAAAUUGCACUGAAUUGACUCGGAAUUUUGAAAACUCCACUCUCGAGGUCAUUGCGCAAAAAACUGACUCCGCGCUCGGUUGUGCCCCUGAAUGUGCGAGAAAAAGCACCGAAAAUUUAAAGGCCGCAUCCCAGAUAGGGUCUGCCCGGAGCAUAAUUCCUGCCGAGAAGAAGUUUCUUGCCGCAAAAAAACUUACCUUUAUACCUAAAAACAAACCCGACCCAAAACGACUUGCGCAGUGGAGCAUAUAACAGCUCUAGAGGAAGAUGAUGGCUUUCUGAAGACCGCGACGCUCUGAGCCAUUCCAAAUGCGACCAAGAAGUUUCUUACCGCAGUAAACUUACUUUUAUACCUAAAAACAAACCCGACCCAAAACGACUUGCGUGCUUUUGCAUAUGGGAGAGUGAGGGCAAUACUAUGACUUUGUAGAGACCGCGACGCUCUGGGCCAUUCCAAAUGCGACCAAGAAGUUUCUUGCCGCAAAAAACUUAGAAAAGGGUUAUUAUAUUUGCCAAAAGUUCAACUUGGAAGACCGUGCAUGCAAGUAGAAUAAGUCAAACAUUUGUUCUUUAAAACCGACCCAAAACGGCUUGCGCUUUGGGGCACAGCACGGCGUUUUUUCGACGACGCCACGCCCACUUUUUCUCCGUAAAGUGUCGUGUGUCGUGUGCAUGCACUGCGAUGUAGAGAAAUUUCGAUUCAAAGACCUCUGGCAGAAAUCUCUGCCCAUGACGUCACGUGGGAACGGCGGAUGCUUUGGCUCCGCCCACCGUGUUUUUGGUUUCGCAUUUUCUUCCACUAACAAAAACGCCGUGACAGGAAGGCAUAUAGUUUGUUCAGAUUUUGAAUGUCAAGUCGUCGCUCAAGCUCCGCCCCUAUUGGAGCGAUAAACCAAUCAGAGAGCGAGCCAUCCACAGUGCAUCUUCGAAUGACGUCAUUGUACCUAGUUACUUACUUUGAUGGUCCAUAAGUAAGUACAAUGACGUCAUUCGAAAAUGCUCUGUGGAUGGCUCGCUCUCUGAUUGGUUUAUCGCUCCAAUAGGGGCGGAGCUUGAGCGACGACUUGACAUUCAAAAACUGAACAGACUACACAGCAAGACGAUGGCUUCCUAGAGACCGCGACGCUUUGAGCCAUUCCAAAUGCGACCAAGAACAUUCUAGCCGCAGACAACUUAGCAUAAGCUUUAUCCUCAAAAAAAUUUUUAGCGAAACGUUUUCGAAAAAUAAAAAUUUCCAGUGACCAGCGUAUCACCCAGGACGCCGACAAGCUCUCCAAACUGUUCGCCACCAAUAUUCUGCCGGUUGUUCUUCUCUCACCGUUCAUCAUCACCUACUACUCUGUCCACACUUGGCAAACGUUCGAAAUUUCAAAGGAAAAACCAGAACGAAACUUUCCAGAGCCGGCGGCUGGGGAGUCGGCAUGGUGGUGGUCUAUUUUCUGAUCGGCGUCGUGAUCAAUCGAAUCUUGAUCUCUCCGCUGACCCCAUGGGCGGCUCGAGUUGAGAAAAGCGAAGGAGACUUUAGGUGAGCCAGGACUUGAAAUCGAAAAUAAGAACUUUUCUGAAGGUACAAACACGUGUCGGUCCGAGAUAAUGCCGAAGAAUCGGCCAUGUAUCGAGCUGAAAAGUACGAAAAGUUCGCUUCUGAAGAAUCGUUCGCUGUUCUGUUCCAACGACUCAAGUGGUUCAUCAUCUGGAAGUUCCCUUCACAGUGUAAUUUUUCUGAAUUAGUGGAUUUAUAAGUUGAAAAAGCUUCAAAAGGAGCACAUUUUUGAAUUUUUUGGAAGUAAAUUUACGAAGAAAUGGUGCUUCUUAUAGAGUUCAGAACAAAAACGACCACUACUAGGAAAAUUGAUAGUGGUCACUUUAGGGUUUCGUCGUUUAAGUGGCCACUAAGAGGCUCGCCAAGGAAUACUUAGAGAUGACACUAAAGUGGUCACUAAACCCACCUCUAUAGUGGCCACUAUUUUCCGUUUUAGUGGCCACUAUAGAGGCUCUCAUUUAGUGACCACUUCAGUAGUUUUUCAUCAAAAUCCUUCCAGUAACUCUGAUAAUUUUAAAACAAACAGAUUGGAACAGUUAUGUUGAUCCAUUGACCUCUAUAGUGGCCACUAAAUUUCAACCCCUUAAGUGGCCAUUAAUUUGAUUCCUAUAGUGCCCACUAAAACGUCAAAGUCCUAUGGUGGCCACUAAAAAUUUUCCCAGAGGUUUUUAUUUUUUAAAUGGCUAUUUCAAGUGUUUUAUGUUUUAGUGGCCACUUAAGUGGCUAGAAUCUAGUGACCUCUUUAGGAGUAUAAGUGGUGGAUCUUCCUGAAACCUUCUGGAGUUGGGUGGACUGUUAAUUUUUACACUCUAGAAGAAUUUCAGAUCGCAGAAAAAAAUGCAGCUUUAUAGAGUUUCAGAAAGAAGGAGAUUCAUGGUUGGAAGUUUUGAAAAAAAAAUUUUUUUUAGUUUCUUUUCUGACGGUACUGUAUGUCUUCAGUAGAUGACGAAAAUGCAUUUUUUCCAUUUAUUUGGGAUCAGGGUGUUCUAAGGUUUUAUAUAUAACAAGUUUCAUCGAAUUCUCGACAGUUUUGCAUUUUUUUGGGGGGCUUUUGACCUUGGAACCAGGUGUUCGAUUGACCUCCAAUCCAAUUAUAAACGUCGAAAGAUUUUUUUUUGAACAUUUUCUCAAAGUUCCAGAUUGAUCGGAGAGUUUUGAAAAAAAUUAUCGCAUGAGAUAGAUAAGUAUAAGAAAAAAAGGGUGCAGUAAAAAAACAGAAUAUGACCCAUUUUUGAGGUGAAGAUUUGAGAAGACUUAGCUGACUCACGGCUCGCUUGAGCCAUCGAAAAAAGGGUCCUGACACGAUAAUAAAAGAAAUAGUGGCUGGGUGGUGGAGAGCGCAGACAGGCCACGCCCCCUUAGUGUCCCAAGCUAGCCUUGAAUCGGCUAUAUCAUCAUUGAAUGGGUGAAGUUUAAAAAAAAAGCAAAAAGUUGAAAAAUAUCGAAUAUUUUUGUCCAAAUCACAUAUUAAAGAUCCCAUACCUAAACUUUUAAGAAAAAAUUUGAAUUAAUUAUUUUUUUUCCUUCAGUCUUCCAAUACUUCUUCGACUACUACGGCGGAGUCCUGUCCUACGCCAUCCAAUUUUUCCCGAUCUUCGUCUUCGGAAUGUACAAGAAUCUGGACCCUGGACACUUGUCUCAACAAAUCAGUAAUGUUAGUAACCCUACGGUUGCAUUUGGAAUGGCUCAAUGGCCGACUUGAAAGGAGUUGCGCGCGUAACUUCCUUAUUCGUUUUUGAAGAAAAUAGUAUCAUUCGAUAGAGGAACACCUUGGCUUUCGAAUAAUACCACACUCGAUCCUGUAGGAUCCAUACAAACCGAAAUUUACCCAUUUGAACCCGAUCUUUGAAAAAAAGUAAAUAAAAAUCAAGUCAUCAUUCGAUUUCGAUCAAUCCCAAUGAUAGAUGUAUCAUUAGAUAGAGAAAAGUCCAAUUUUUGUAAAUCAGGAUUUCAUUGUGACGGCAUAACUUCCUUUGAUCUCACUCAACUAGGAUGAAAAUAGUAUCAUUCGAUAGAAGAAAAGCUUGGCUUUCGAACGAUACAAAACUCGAUCCUGUAAGAUCCAUACAAAUUGGAAUCGGGGCUUGAGAAAAAAAAGUUUGGAAAAAUCAUAAUUAUUUUCGAUUUUGAUCAAUCCCAAUGAUAGAUGGAUCAUUAGAUAAAGGAAAGGUUCCAUUUUUUUGUAGGUACCUUAUUGCAAUUUUUUGAUCCAGGUACCAUCCGAUCAAGGGAUAAAUUCACUUUUGAAUGAUUUUUCAUAGGGCUUUGUAAGGCGCGUUUGGGCCUAUUUUACUUAAGAAUUUGAAGAACUCCAUUUUGACAGCACCUCAAAAAAUAUGUUGAACUUCUAGGUGUAUAACUGGAGCCAGUAGAAAAAUAAUCGCACACCUUGAGCCAUUCCAAAUGCGACCACGGUAUGACAUUUUGAAGAUUCUGAGCCCUUCAGAACGCCUUCUACUUCAUCUACUUGAUCAACUGCUUCACGAGGCUCACGGAUCUGGCGAUGAACAUUGGCGAGUUGGGCGGCUACGUCAUGAGGUCUUCUAGAGCCCGAACUUUGACACGAUCAACUCGGAACUUAGGGUGACGGAACUAGUGGACCACGCCAAGGAGCACGUCUACAGCGAGUCGAACGAAGGCUUCACGGAGGUCAUCUCCAGCCUGGAGACGAGGACCGGCCUGAGCAAGAAGUCCGACAAUCUUCUGGUCGUUCAGGACCUUUGUUUUGGAGCUCCAACUCAGCCUCAAUCUCUAAUCAUCGCCGGUGAGGAGCUGCCAGAAAAUUUUUGAAAAUCUCCUUUUUUUCAAUUAGGACACGUGCCUUCGACACAGCCAGGGAAGCAAAACUCUAAUGGCCGCUUAAGGGGUCCCUUAAGGGCUAAUUGGAGAGCACACUAAAGCUACCUCUAUAGAGGUCACUAAUUUUCGUCUGAGGGGCCACCAUAGUGGUUUUAGGGGUCUAGUAGUAAGCUUCUAAAGAAACCAUCAAGUUUUAGUCGCUUAAGUGGUCACUAAUUUGACUGCUCUGGUGGUCACUGAAACGUCAAAACCCUAUAGUGACCACUAGAACUUUCGCCAGUUUUCUUCGCUUAACUUCUUCAUGUUUGAACUGGUGUCCAGUUAUCUUCUUGGCAAUAUUUCGAAAAAAAAAGAAAAAAAAACUCAAGUGGCCUCUUAAGAGGUUCCUCAAGGACUUCUUGGGAAGGUCACUCAUUUUUUGUCACUUAAGUUUCCCCUCAAGAGGUUCUUCAAGGGUUAUUUGAGAAGCCCACUAAAUUUUAGCCACUUAAGGGACCACUAGAGCUUAAAAACCCUGAAGUGACCAGUUAAAAGGUUCCUCAAGGACUUCUUGGGGAGGUCACUCAUUUUUUGUCACUUAAGGGACCACUUAAGAGCAUCUACAAGGACCUUGGACAGGCCAUUUAAUUUUAGGGGACCACUAGAGCGUCAAAACCCUAAAGUGGCUACUAAAAAAAGGAGUAGAUUAGAUCCGAAAUUGAUCGAAUUCUGAGCAUCUUCUGGUCAUUUUUUUGCGAAAAACUUCAGAAAAGUCAAUUAGCCAUUCCAAUUGCGACCAAGAUUCUCUAAAACAGAGGAGUAUGAGGUGUAGAAAAAAAAGUUCUUGGAAAUCCUGGUUCAAAAAUCCACUCCCAGGACUCUCCUUCAACGUACCUUCCAACAAGUCGCUUCUCAUCACCGGCCCUAGCGGCGUCGGCAAGACUUCGCUCCUCCGAACCAUCGCCAAGCUCUGGCCUCACCAAGCAGGUCGAGUUGGAUCAAGCUCCAAGACUGAGUUCGGACUUCAGGAAAGAUCGACCGGAACUUUGCCGACGAGGAGGUCUACUUCUUGCCCCAAAGACCUUACUUCCCGGUCGGGCGGCUCUCUUUGAGACAGCAACUUGAGUUCCCUUCGUUGGAGGUGGACACUCCGAAGAUUCCUAUUGGUUUGGUAAAAAGAGCACUGGAAGGGAAAAAGUUCUGAUUCAGACUCCAUCAUCGAGAUUCUGAAGACGGUGCAGCUGUCGCACUUGUUCGCCAUGUGUGGCGACGUCAACCAGCCCGUUGACUUUGAAUGGUUUGGUUUCAGAAUGGUGUUACAAGUGCGCUCAAUGGACAAUGAUUCAAGCUAUAUAUUAUGUAGAAUUUUGAGAAAUUUUUGGAAUCAGAAUCAUCAGAUUUUCUGUGCUAAGUGAGUCUAGGCAAGUACGCUCUACGGAUCAUAUUUUUUUGAAAAUUCGAUUUUCAUUACGAGGAAGGAAAACUGAAGUCCUUUGACUGUAAGGAAGAUGGGCUGAGUUUGAAGUUAAAAUUCAAAAAAUAUGUUCUUCUGAAAUAAAUCUCUAGUGGCCACUCGAAAGGUUCCACAAGAACUACUUAACACUAAAGUGGCCACUAUACAACCCUUAUAAGACACUAAUUUUAGGCCCCUUAGUGGUCUAGUAGUACCCUAAAAAGGCCACUAAAUUUUUUCCCUUAAAUGGUCACAAAAACGUCAAAACCCUGAAGUGGCCACUAUAGCAUUUUUCAGUAAUCCAGUUGCACUUAGAGUCCCUAAAGAGGCCACUAAAUUUUCUUCCCUUAAGUGGCCACUAAUUCGACUACUAUAGAGCUCACUGAAACGUCAGAACCCUAAAGUGGCCACUACAGUAUAUUUGAGGCCGAAGAACAGCUCAAAAUCCUAAAUAAGCCACUCAAUUUAGCCACUUAAGUGACCAUAGUUCUACUUCCAGAAUGGCCCUAAAGGGGCCACUAAAAAUGCUCGCAAUUAGAGUUGCUCUACGAUAAGCAAUUUAACCUGAAAUUUAUACCUAUUCCAAAAAUUAACCGAAGUUCACAAUAUUUUCCUUCACGAAAUUACUCGAUCCUUCCAGGCAGGACACCCUUUCCCCUGGCGAGCAGCAGCGUCUCUGCUUCGCCCGUAUGAUCCUCGCCAAGCCAACUUUGGCUUUCAUCGACGAAGCCUGCAGCCAAGUCGAUGAGAACCUCGAACAAAUCAUGUACCACGUCCUUCAGAAUGUUUGAAUCUCUUUUCCCUUUGCAAUAAAAGUCAAAACUUGCAGCACAACAUCAACUACGUCUCCGUGGGCCACAGACAGUCCCUCAAGCGGUACCACGACUUCGAGCUCAACAUUUCCAAUUCAACGACCUCCUUCUGCGAGGAAAUCCGCCAUGAACACUUUGACCAGUUUUGA
Messenger RNA from Caenorhabditis auriculariae, 8420 nucleotides. The record is from the annotation of a GenBank genome assembly. NCBI's taxonomy places the organism in Eukaryota, Metazoa, Nematoda, Chromadorea, Rhabditida, Rhabditidae.